Dacryopinax primogenitus is the source of this 1343-nucleotide messenger RNA. RefSeq lists its product as uncharacterized. The coding region runs from base 102 to 1190 and encodes 362 amino acids. The record is from RefSeq and is a predicted model, not a curated record. Lineage: Eukaryota; Fungi; Basidiomycota; Dacrymycetes; Dacrymycetales; Dacrymycetaceae. The transcript is spliced from 6 exons.
AGAGUGGUAUGCGUUUCCUGACAGGGUAUGUUGAGAGACCGAGUGAGGGACUGGUGCCACCUAGUCCUGGAUUGAUAAUCUUUGAGUGUUCUUCGAAUAUUAUGCCGGAUAACUUCAGCUCUUCCGCCUGCCAGGCAGAUAAGCAACGGCUCUUGGAGUUUCUACAUGCUAUUCCCGACAUUCAAUCCUAUCGUGCAAGCCUACUGAUUAUCGUUCAUGGUGAUUUCUUUUCUGGAUCUACUGCAUUGAUAUGUCGCAACCUUGGACUCGAUACCUUACCACCUUCAGUACAAGACGCACGUGUUGUUACCCUGAAGAAUGAAAGCGUAUGGGUUCCGGAAAUAGAGGAUAGUCUCAUGUCCCUGCAGUUCGACGUAUUCGGCCUGCCCAUUGAAGGAACCUCUCCUCGAGACUGUAUGGAUCACCUGAUCAUGCUGUGGGGUCAGAAGCUCUGGGACGCCCUUCCGGAACUACCUGGAACGCCCAUCAUCCAACCAAUGUUCCAAGCCUUCAUAUCUGGAAUCGAUGUUGCGUCUUCUCAGCUCUGGAAAAUGAGUGUUCAGGCAGACUCGCCAUGCCCUCUCUCCUUGCCUUCGUUUGCACAUCGACGCACCUCAACGUGGAAACAGGCAAUCGAGGCUGUGGGGGAAUAUCUGCAGCAACCCGUCUUUGGUCAUGGUUACGCGAUCUCUCAGGCCCGUCAAUUUUUGCACCAGCUCGCCGGCCAAGUUGCGAAGGCCCCGAAAACAUACGGGAUAGAGGUCUUUCCAAUCUUUGAGCACAUUGGUAAUCAUGUCGCUGGUAUGAUCAUCGCAGAUUCUUCUCGGGUCACAUUUCGAGACGAGUUCCUUGGACGUGAUUUACUUCCUGCUCUCCAAAAGAACGUUCGCUCGAACUGGGCUGCAGUGAUUGCGGAUUUCAACAUUGCUUAUCAGAGCCUACCUCAAUGUUCUUCCCCCUUGUUAUCAACCAAGAGAGAACGAGGGGAUGAUCCCUUGGUAGGGGAGGACAUGAAGAUGAGUCCGCCGAAACGAACAAAAAUUGGUCAAAACAAUGUCUCAGUUGUCAACGGUGCAUUGUCUGCACCGAGAACUACGUCGACCCGUCCCAAGAAGGGUACCCUCCAUUCUCUUCGGGCACGCAUUAAGCUUGCAAAUGCCUUGGCUGCUGGAGAAACGGACGGACACUAGUAGUUAGUUUGUGAUAUUUCUCCAUGUGCACUUCAGACGUUUCUCGCAUUGUACUAUCUGUCACAGCCAAGCCUGCCACUGUAUUUUAUACAAUAGUCUCGUAGCUAUAUUCACCUGUAAUUCCAUCGAAGCUAGAAUGGAGGCUUCGAGUAC